Molecule: messenger RNA, 1141 nt
Organism: Lepisosteus oculatus (spotted gar)
Lineage: Eukaryota; Metazoa; Chordata; Actinopteri; Semionotiformes; Lepisosteidae
Source: the annotation of a RefSeq genome assembly
AUGGCUAACAUCCGAAAAACCCACCCCCUUCUCAAAAUUAUUAACGGAGCAGUUAUUGAUUUACCAACCCCCUCUAAUAUCUCCGCAUGAUGAAAUUUUGGAUCCCUCCUUGGAUUAUGCCUAAUUACACAAACCCUAACAGGACUAUUUUUGGCAAUACACUACACAGCGGAUAUUACCCUCGCCUUCUCCUCAGUAGCCCAUAUCUGUCGAGACGUAAACUACGGCUGACUUCUACGAAACAUUCACGCAAACGGAGCCUCCUUCUUCUUCAUUUGUAUUUACCUUCACAUUGCUCGAGGCCUUUACUACGGCUCCUACCUAUAUAAAGAAACCUGAAACAUCGGAGUCCUUCUUCUACUUCUCGUUAUAAUAACCGCUUUCGUCGGAUAUGUCCUCCCAUGAGGACAAAUAUCCUUCUGAGGAGCAACCGUUAUUACUAACCUCUUAUCAGCCUUCCCUUAUAUCGGAGACACUCUAGUACAAUGAAUCUGAGGUGGGUUCUCCGUAGACAACGCUACUUUAACACGAUUCUUCACAUUUCACUUUCUCCUACCCUUCAUUAUUAUAGGAACAACCAUGCUUCACCUACUGUUUUUACAUGAAACAGGCUCCAAUAACCCAACCGGCCUAGACUCCGAUGCUGAUAAAGUCACCUUCCACCCCUACUUCUCAUACAAAGACCUACUAGGAUUCACUAUUUUAUUAGCCACCCUUUCAGCCUUAGCACUUCUAAAUCCAAACUUACUAGGAGACCCAGAAAACUUUACCCCAGCUAAUCCACUAGUCACACCACCUCACAUUAAACCAGAGUGAUACUUCCUAUUCGCAUAUGCCAUCUUACGGUCAAUUCCUAACAAACUCGGAGGUGUUCUCGCACUUUUAUUCUCAAUUCUAAUCCUAGUAGUAGUACCAACCCUGCACACCUCUAAACAACGAAGCAACACCUUCCGCCCAUCUUCACAAACCUUAUUCUGAAUUUUAGUAGCAAAUAUACUAGUGCUAACAUGAAUUGGAGGGCAACCAGUAGAACAUCCAUUCAUUAUUAUUGGUCAAGUUGCAUCGGUAUUAUACUUUAUAUUGUUUCUAUUUUUUAUCCCUCUGUCAGGAUGACUAGAGAAUAAAAUCCUAGACUGAGCCU